Molecule: messenger RNA, 3073 nt
Organism: Hymenoscyphus albidus
Lineage: Eukaryota; Fungi; Ascomycota; Leotiomycetes; Helotiales; Helotiaceae
Source: the annotation of a GenBank genome assembly
CCACAGCCACCGCAUUUAGUGCGUAUCAGUGUAGGUGACUCUAUACCCGUAGCCAUAGCUGUAGGUAACUAUGCAUUCCGUCUCAAGAGCAUACCUGUCCCUGUCCUCCCUACCUCAUCCUGUACUCGUACCUCGACCCAUAUCCAAGAAGUAGAGGCAGAAGUAGAGGCAGAAGUAGAGGAGAGAGCCAGAGACAGAAUCAGAGCAGAAGCCGACUCAGAAUCAUGAGCCAAGACCAAGACUACGUGUACUCUUACACUGCUACUGCUACUGACGAGCGAAAUAGCCAGCGGGCCCAUCGUGAGACUCACUUGACUUUCAUGCCACACUUCCAAGUACUUCCUACAUCGCACCCUUUGCUAACCUCACUUCACACAGUCCUGCCUCCGACAGCAUCACCCUCCCAUCAAAUCACUCCCACUCCCCAAUCUCUCACCUCGGGCGAAUCCCAAGUCACCGUCAUUCCCUGGCUCACCCCGCCGACAUCUUCACAUCAGCAAAUCCCAAAUCCAGCCUCACCGCAAGGCUCCUCCCAGAGCUUCCAUACCCUCCAACCAAACACCUUGCGGAAUUCCUUUGGCGUUGAUGAGGAAGCAUAUGCUUCCGACACCCCUCUCGUGGUACCAUCCGACGAGGAUCAGCCCAGAACUCACGAGCUUGUCGCAUCAGCGAAGGGCGAAGCCUUAGUCGGAAUGGAAAACGAGAGCGACAACGCAAACGAAAAUGUGGUGGAAUCCCCAACGCCUGUCGAUGACACUCCCUACCUUCGCUUUGCCAUUGAUCAAUUGACUCGCGAUGAGGAAAUCAAAGCUUUGCAGAGGGCUUCGGUCGCUGCAAGCUCGGAAUCGUAUCCCGUCGAUCGGAUAGUCGACUAUGCCGCCUUCUCUCCACGCGGCCAUCUUUCAACACAACAGCAAAGGGAAGAAUUGGCCAUCAUUCGCAAACACCGUUCAACACCAACCCCAAACGGCAGAUUAUUUGCUCAUAACCCUACCAGGCCUUUGAGUGAGGAGUCGAUUGCAACACCUAUUCCCUGGAGGCAAACGCUAUCGGCCGGUCCAGAUAUCUUUCUCCCAGUCGAUCCUCCACCUGGCAGUACCCGAUACCCACCUCUGACGUUUGUGCCUACUAUUUUACGUCCAUUUUCGAUAUUGUUGUUUUCCUUCUUAUGUCUGUUGAUGAUAAUAGCUAUAAUGUUUUGUGCAAUCUACUCGAAUUCCCACCGCGGACUUUACGACUGGAUGGGCGGUGUCAUUGGCGCUCGAUAUUUUAUUUUUGGCUUUUUACCACAAAUCCUCGCAGCCUGUAUACUUGUCUAUGCUCAUGAAGUUAUGUCUGCCACGAGAAGGAUCCUGCCGUAUGUUCUAAUGGCGAUGAAUGAUGCAUAUAUGAGAUCAAGCGCCCUCUUCCUUGAUAUAUAUCCCCAAGCACUGUUAUGGCCUGUGUUUUAUGGCGGGCCUGUCGCCAUAAGAUCAGCCCAAUUACUACUUUGGUUGGCAAUUGGGUUGAUUCCACUCCACGGUUGUUUGUUCUCCGUCAUUCAGGUUGAUGGGGUUUGGAGGUGGACAACUGUACAAGGUGUUGCUUGGACGCUCAUCGCAGUUUACGUUUUGAUCUUGGUUGGUCUGGUCAUGACUGGUGUGUUUUUCUUUCGACGAUCAACUGGUCUGAUGUGGGACCCCACAUCAUUGGCGGAUAUCAUUGCGCUCCUUCCGAGGAGGAACUGCCUUAACGAAUAUUCUGGCACAGAUAUCAUGGAUCGUCAAGAACUCCGAGAAAAGCUCGCUUUGAGAAGUGAUCGACUUGGAUAUUGGAUGACUCAACAUAAAAACAAAGGUCUCUUCUAUUGCGUUGGAGAGGAAGGAGGGAGUCCACGUCGAUACACUCUUGAGUAUGGAAGGAUCUCGGAGAAGAAAACGAUUGACGCCACGUUGGUCGAUGUCGAGGGAGACGGUGAGCUCUACUCAAGUGCCACCAGAUUUCGUCAUCUUCCUUGGCUUCUUCGAGACAGGUUUGUGAUACUAUGGGUAGUGGCAGGAUCGUUAACCUUGCUCUCUCUGAUCAUUGUAUCAUUUCUGCCCUCCACUCUUCUCGCAAAUGGCUUUAAGCCAUUGGUGCCGGCCGCACCAAAUUCCGAGGGCUUUUCUCCAUCCAAUUUUUUGUAUAGCUUUAUACCUUCGGUCAUUGGUAUAUUGCUAUACUUGUGUAUCCAGUCUGUGGACAUGACCAUUCGAAAGUUGCAGCCAUGGGCAGAACUAGGACAAUUGGAAGGAUCGCCUGCGGACAAAUCGUUGCUUCUCGAUUAUACUGCCACAGCUCCUCUCCUGGUACAUGUCAAGGCCAUCAUAGCAGGCCAUUUCCGUGUCGCUUUUCUGUCUGGGGUAUCCUUCAUAUCAAUCCUGCUUCCCAUACUCGGGGGAGGUCUCUUCUUCCCUUUGACAAGUCAAGCAGGAGACGUAAGAAUGUUUCCCAACUUACCAUCCUUCUACAUCUGCCUCACGAUCUUGAUCAUCUACGUCAUAGCACUCUGUUCGCUCAUCCCUAACCGAACAUCAUUGAAAUUACCACAUGAAGUGAGCUGUCUGGCGGAAAUCUUCAGUUUCGCACACGCGAGCAAGAUGUUGGAUGAUGCUGCCUUUGACGCUCCUCGAUCCAAAGAGGAUUUGGUGACGGGCCUCACGGUCACACCAGAGGGACAUCGACACGCGACCAUUUAUGGAUUUGGGAUGUAUCGUGGGAGAUAUGGUAGAGAUUGUUUUGGUGUUGAUAAAUUGGGCCGCCCUGGUUCUACGAGAAUGUCUAUUAUUGGGGGGAGGUAGGUGAUGGCUCAUGGAGUUGUACCAUAUUUACAUUCCCGAUACUUUUUUUUUGGGGGGGGGGGGNCGUUUUAGCGAUCUUGAUGAGGUUAUGGCGUAUGAAUGGAUGAAUGGAUGGAUAGAUGGGAUUGGAUAUGAAAGCUACUUAUGAAUGAGCUCUCGACAUAGGGUUGUAGGUAUGGGGAUAGAAGAUACUGUAAAGUGUAAUUUAUAUAAAUCAUAAAUGAGAAAGAAAUGAGAAAUGGAUAAUAUAAUGG